This is a messenger RNA of Schistosoma curassoni, 787 nucleotides long. NCBI's taxonomy places the organism in Eukaryota, Metazoa, Platyhelminthes, Trematoda, Strigeidida, Schistosomatidae. The record is from the annotation of a GenBank genome assembly.
CGAAAUUUUGAGGCAAUUAUGUGUCCAUCUGGACGAAAUCCGCACCCACCAAUUGCACUUGAAAAUGAUGAUACUUUGACGCGGUUGCCUAAAAAAGAGCACAAAGUAUUCAGUCUUCCUCCGCAUUUGGCGCGUUUGGAAGAUCCUUGGAAUAAACUUUGCACGCACCACACUCUUUCUAGUCUCAGACAUACAGUCGAAUAUUUCGAUCCAGAGGCUCCAAACGAUGAUCUAGAUUUCAGGUUAAAAGCAAACUAUGAUCAGCAUAUCUAUUGGUGGAAGUCCAACGCUGAGGCUUUGAUACAACUAGAAACAUUAAAUAAAACAAAGAGGGUGCUUAAAAAUCGACCUCCAAAACCUGUAAUUAUACGUCCCCCACCAAGUCAACCAUUUACAAUAUGGACAAGUGAUUGUAGAGAACGACUUGAACAUGUUUCAGAAGCAAUCGAUGCAAAUCAUACUCAAGCAACAAAUGGUGGUUAUUCAAGAAAACCAGAUGGCAAUAAAUUUAUAGCUUGAAUAGGCAAUAAAAAACCAGUUUGAUUAGAUAAAGAUUAACAUUGAUUGACACGUUGUUAAAACGUUCAGGAAAUUCCUUCAGUUUAUAUAACAAUAAUGAUUUGAUAAACUGACACAGGCUUAAAUAGAAACACUAUCAAUAAUCUUAUUCUUCUUAAAGGUAUUCUUUAAUUAAAUUUGAUUGUAUCUACUUUCAUUCAUUCAAUUAAGAGUGUAUUGUUCUAUCUAUAAAUAAUUAAGAAUAAAUGAGAGUAAAUACAAACUUGAA